AUGCUAAAUCACAAUUUUUACAAUAAUGCAUUGGGUUUCUGUUACCUGGCUUGUGGGCAAUCUUUUGCUUGUUUCCUUGAGGGUUAUUGUUGGACAAGAACAGCAGAACGACAGGCUUCACGUCUAAGAACAAGUUAUUUAAAAGCAGUGCUUAGGCAAGAUGUGGGCUACUUUGAUUUGCAUGUGUCCUCUACAGCAGAUGUCAUAGCAAGCGUUUCCAGCGAUAGUCUUGUAAUUCAAGAUGUCAUUAGUGAAAAGGUUCCAGUUUUUUUGAUGAAUUCAUGGACUUUUGUGGGGGCCUAUAUAAUGGCAUUCUUAAUGGUAUGGAGGCUAGCGGUUGUGGGACUUCCAUUUGCGAUAUUACUUGUGAUACCAGGUUUGAUUUACGGAAAAUCUCUGAUGGGCAUUGCACAAAAGAUUAGGGAUGAGUACAGCAAGACAGAAACAAUUGUGGAGCAAGCUAUUUCUUCCAUUCGAACAGUUCACUCCUUUGUAGCGGAGAGCAAGACUCAAGCUGAGUACUCUGCUGCUCUUCAAGGGACUGUAAAAUUGGGAUUAAGGCAAGGUUUAGCCAAAGGUUUGGCUAUUGGUAGUAACAGCAUCGUCUUUGCAAUUUGGUCUUUCAUUUCUUAUUAUGGUAGUACAUUGGUCAUGUAUCACGGCGCUAAAGGAGGAACUGUCUUUGCAGUUGGUGCCACUAUUGCCAUUGGUGGAUUAGCGUUGGGUACUGGUUUGUCUACCCUUAGGUACUUCUCCGAAGCAAUUGCAGCUGGAGAACGCAUAAUGGAAGUCAUAUCAAGAGUGCCGAAAAUUGAUUCGGACAACAAGGAAGGCCAAACGUUACAAACUGUUAUGGGAGAAGUGGAAUUUAAACACAUUGAAUUUGCGUACCCAUCAAGGCCUGAAAGCAUUAUUUUCAAAGAUUUCAAUUUAAGAAUCCCAGCAGGAAAGACAAUGGCAUUGGUUGGAGGAAGUGGGUCUGGAAAGUCGACAGUGAUUGCUCUAUUACAGAGAUUUUAUGAUCCACUCAAUGGUGAAGUUCUUCUUGAUGGGGUUGCCAUUGACAAGUUGCAGUUGAAAUGGCUAAGAUCACAAAUGGGACUGGUCAGUCAGGAGCCAGCCCUAUUUGCUACCACAAUUAAAGAGAACAUACUUUUUGGUAAAGAGGAUGCAUCUUUUGAAGAGGUUAUUGAGGCUGCUAAAGCUUCUAAUGCUCAUAAUUUCAUUACUCAAUUGCCUGAAGGUUACGAUACUCAGGUCGGUGAGAGAGGAGUACAACUAUCUGGAGGUCAGAAGCAAAGAAUUGCUAUAGCAAGAGCCUUAAUCAAGGAACCGAGAGUUCUCCUACUUGAUGAGGCAACCAGUGCUCUAGACUCCGAAUCAGAGCGAGUUGUUCAGGAAGCACUUGACAAGGCUGUUGAAGGACACACCACCAUCAUCAUAGCACACCGUCUUUCCACCAUCCAAAAUGCUGACAUCAUUUCUGUUGUCCAAAACGGAGAGGUCAUGGAGAUUGGCUCACACGAUGAGCUUAUUGAAGAUAAAAAUAGCUUAUACAGUUCACUUGUCCGUCUACAGCAAACUGAGAAUAAAAAAGAAUCUGCAAAUGUUAAUAGCAUUGCUGCAUCAAUAUCCACUACAAACAAUAUUCAAAACUCAGAUAGUAAAAGACUAUCAAUUGUUGGUGAGGCCAGCACAAAUAACACAGUAGCGCCAAGCCAAGGAGCGAAGAUUGCCACAAUUUCCAGUAAUCAAGUUCUACCUGUGCCAUCAUUUAGAAGACUACUGGCUAUGAAUUUGCCUGAAUGGAGGGAAGCGAUAUUAGGAUGUAUAAGCGCAAUGCUAUUUGGUGCAAUUCAGCCAGUUUAUGCAUUUGCCAUGGGAUCACUAAUAUCUGUGUACUUUCAGACGGACCACAGCAUAAUUAAGAAAAAGACGGCAAUAUAUUCUUUGAGUUUUCUUGGGUUGGCAAUUUUCGCACUAUUGAUCAACAUUUUCCAGCAUUAUAAUUUUGCUGCCAUGGGGGAGUAUUUGACAAAAAGAAUCAGAGAGAGAAUGUUUUCAAAGAUACUCAGUUUUGAAAUUGGUUGGUUUGAUCAGGAUGAGAAUUCCACUGGAGCUAUUUGCUCUAGACUAGCCAAAGAUGCCAAUGUGGUCCGAUCCUUGGUGGGCGAUAGGAUGUCACUUCUUCUCCAAACUUUCGCAGCAGUGACCAUUGCUUGA
This is a messenger RNA of Fraxinus pennsylvanica, 2223 nucleotides long. NCBI's taxonomy places the organism in Eukaryota, Viridiplantae, Streptophyta, Magnoliopsida, Lamiales, Oleaceae. The record is from the annotation of a GenBank genome assembly.